GGUGAAUGCUGGGCGGGCCACAAGUCCACACACAAUUACAGGGCCCUGGGAAAAGCCAAUAUCGGUGAGUGCAUUGGAGACGACUAUCAACCCUGCGGAGCCUAUGAUCGGUAUUGCAUGGGCAAGACAUUCACUAACAUGGUGUACGAGCUCGGUAAGUUAAGUAUCAAUGGUGAGCCAAAACCAAUACCAAAUGAUAGAUACUUUGGUUUUCCUAGAAAAUAUUGAUGCCUGACUGUUUUACAACCGUUACAUCACUCAAGGAUAGGGUCAAGGAUAGUUUUCUUUUACUCGGAAGCAGUCAUAACCAAACUCGCUGCAAAGGUCCCAUUGUUUCGACCCUAGGUUUUGCGAGUCCCUUUUUCUCAUCAAGAGGAGAGACGUCGGGAAGGAGUAGCCUGCACCACAGACAAAAGUAAACCUCUGUCUGCGAGCCAGCGCACAAAUCCUUGUUUUAGGUUCCCACCUGUGUAUCAGGAGUUAGUGUACGCGCAAUUAGUGACCUGUAAAAUAAGCCAAUGCCGAUUUGAUGAUUAGGUUGAAGGGAACUGAUUUGAAACGUGUCUCCGUUAACUCGCUGAGUCGGUUGGGGCCACAGAACAAGAAUCUCGGCAAAGCUUGACCGACGUUACUAGCUGAGGUUAAAUUACGCUUGCAACAUAGGCUAUCCCGCGCGAGGCCGGAGAGAGUCGAUGUUGUUCUGCAAGCAAACUAAUUCUCUGCACAGAAUAAUUACAGGUUUUUCUUCCCUUUUGAGCAAUUAAAUUUAUUCAAUAUAUACCGUUGGUUGUGUUCUUCGGCGCGAAUGAAAAAGAAAUCUCUUUCAGGAGCUUUUCUCAAAGUCUACCUGAAUUUCUCACUUUUUAGCCCAACAAAAUAAACAAAAAUACUGAUACGAUAUCGUUUAUUGCGUCAUGUUAGUGGACACGGAAUGUAGUCUGCAGUAUGAGAAAGUCGGCUGUUACAAGGACAUGCAUCGUUCCCAGCGACCACUGCCAUUCUUCUUAAUGAACGAUAGAGAUGUUUACCACCAGCAUUUCAGUGGGAAACUCGUUGAUUGGAGGAACUGGGAUGUAUACGUGCCAGAUUUGGCCUGUAGAUGUGCCAAGAAAGCAAAAGCGAAAGGAUGGACUUUUUUUGGUCUGCAGUUUUAUGGUAAGGAUUUUCACUGCUGUAGAUCAGUAGUUUUGCAUGUACUAAUCCGGCGCUUUAUAGUUGCAAAACUAUUGCCAAGGAACGCAAGCAGUCUCAUGCGUCGCUCAAAAACGUUCAUGCUUAAGCUCCCUAAUACAUCAAACACGAGACGCAGAAAUCUGGUGGGAAUUAAGACGAGUGCAGUAUUACAAUGGUCCAUCAAUUCGUGGCCGAAACAACCUUUCACAACUUUCUGCGUAUUCUUUUUCCGAAGUACGAUUCAUCGAACUCACACCUCACACCUCGUAUUGGAGGACUUUAUUUCCAUCAAUGAUCUUAAAACACUCUUCAAAAGCUUUUGCACUUAUCUAAACUAAUUUACUAAAGCAGGCCUCCUGCUUCACUUAAAAACGGCCUAAUGAAUUGAUGUUUUUUUUUUUCAGGGGAAUGUUGGAGUGGAGAAAAUGUUCAAAACACAUUUUCUGUAGAUGGCCCAGUACGGGCCUGUACAGACCAAUGUUUCCAGCCAUGUCAGACGUACAGUAAAUUUUGCGUUGGUCAGAAUUUUGCCAACUUUGUCUAUAAACUUAGUAAGUUAGAAAACACGUUUUUCCUGUCGUUUCAUCAAGCAUAAAGUUUCAUUUUGUGAUUAAAUGACGACACUGGUGGAAAAUGACGCGCAGUGCAGCAUUUUCAAAUAAUAGAUUGCAAGACUUACAAUCCUUUAAAAUACAUUCUCACUAGCAAAACUCUCUAAUUCAUCACUGUGAUCGUCAAAGGCUCUUACAAUUGUACCCUACUGAGCGUUCUUUUUUUUUCUAUAAGGAGAACAGGAAGAGACCGAGAAGGCUUGAUGCUGGUGUCUUGGAAUUUAUUAAAAUACUUUCACAUACCGUCGUGAAAAGCAAAGCCAAACGACAACGAUGUGAAAUGGAGUUUGUCGUUGACUACGAAUUGCUAUUGACGCCCCCGCUAGUUGAGUAGAAACGUUUCGUUUUUCUUGAAUGUCUUUUGCUUUCACAGAGGAGAAAGAUUGCGAAAUAGAGUUCAGGCCUGUCGGGUGUUACAAUGAUGUGAGAGAUUCACGAGCACUGAGGGAGGAAAUCUACAAUGAAGUUGACCCCUCAAGUCCAGUAUUUGGAGGACAGUUGAUUGGCAACUGGACCGCAGACUUCCCUGUGUUCCUUUGCAAGUGUGCGCGGAUUGCGAAAGCCAAGAGAUACCAGUAUUUUGGCGUGAACAGCUUUGGUAGGAAGGAAAUCACUGAAAUGAUGUUAUGUUACCUUGGUAUAAUAAAAGCGACUUCUCGAGUUCUCCCAAUCCAGGGAGUUGAAACCAGAUGCUUUUAAGGAAACUCGUGGGUGGCUAAUGCCAUAAAGGUUUAAGUAACAAACAGUCAUCCUGCAUAUUGCAAGGGCUGAACUCUCAGUAGUAUCAGUAGGUGACAUCUUUCCAAUGAUCAUUAAAUGCGAUAGAUUAGCAGGAUUUUUGUCGCAGGAUGUUUAAUGGCCUUAGCUCCCACGAGUCUCCUGUAGCUCAGAGCAUGUGGACAAGUAAGCUGAAAGAUAUAGAUACUCAUGUUGGGGAAAAUUUGAAUAUAUUUUUGCGAGUCCCUUCUAUUAGUAAAACUGGCUGAAAACAAAAGCACCAUUCUCAAGUAUUCACCAAACCAAACUGAUUGACCAUAAUUAGCUUAAGCAAUAACAACGGCUCUGUUAAUAAGACAGAAACAAAUUGAAAAGUUAUUGAGCGAGGAUUUUGCUUCGACCUGCUCGGACGUUCAGAGUUUUGCUAUAUCUCCCCAAUGUUUUAGCAUUUUUUCCAAGCAACACGUCAUAUGAUCAUAUCAACGUUUUUGUUGAGACUGUGAACACACAAAGGCAACAGCUGAGUUUGAAUCCUUAAUAUUCCCAUUCUUGGAAAUUUCGUUUGCAUACAGAAAAAUCAUAGAAUUUAUUGGAACAAUUACAAAGUAGUCUAAGAAGAGGUUAUCAGUUCCUAGACAGGGAAGUUUUCUAAGCUUCGUGAUAAAGCUUAGAAAUGAAAUGACAUGAUUAUCGCAUGAGUAUUUUCGAAGCUAAAGAGCUUUUAUGAAGCUAUGACAGGGGCGGAUCCAGGAUUUUUUUUAGGAGGGGGUGCUCUCGUCUCUUGCUCUACUUCAACACCAAUAAAGCACAUAGUUUUUUUUUCUGCGGAAUACCAGUUGUAUUAGAAAACCGCAGGUCAUCUCAGGGGGGGGGGGGGGGGGCGCCCCCCCUCCCCCCCCCCCCAAAACCCCCCCCUGUUGGGGGUGCUUGUUUUUUGUUUGGGGUUGUUCCUUGGGGGAAAAAAAGGGGUUUGCUUGGUUUGGGGAAAAAGGGGGGGGGUUUUUAUGGUUUUUGAGGGGGUUUUUGGGGUUUAAUGGGGGGGGGGGGGUGCGCACCCCCUGCACCCUCCCCCUAGAUCCGCUCCUGUAUGAGGUAGCUAGUUAUCUGUAUGGAGUUGUCCUUUGGAGAUAAUAAUGGGAUUGACUAGUUUAGGGAACACAGGAGGAGGUUUUUAUAGCUAUUAGAGAGCGUUUAUGAGCUUAAAGAUACGCGUGAAAGCCCAGGUCUAUGGACCCGUUUGUUUUGUCUCUUACGCCAAAGACUUAAAUACUGUUUCAGGUUCCUGUUGGAGUGACGAGGCAUCGGAGGGCAGAUACAACUUACACGGCAUAUCUUCCCAAUGUUACGAAGGUGAUAUCAAAGGGAAAGAAAAUCCGCCCCAGUGCCCUGUCGGUUCUAAGCUUUGCUCGGGUGGAGCUGUAGCCAGCUAUGUUUACACGAUUAUAAACCGCUGA
Molecule: messenger RNA, 3955 nt
Organism: Porites evermanni
Lineage: Eukaryota; Metazoa; Cnidaria; Anthozoa; Scleractinia; Poritidae
Source: the annotation of a GenBank genome assembly